AUAUCCAUCUACAACGUAGAUAGUAUCUACAACAUACGUUGUAGAUGGAUAUACAGCUGUAUGGUGGUCAAAGAUCAACAGAGAUUCAUAACCUAAAAAUUUUGUAUUUUCUUCCGUAAUUUUUAAUAAUGUUUAAAAGUCGAGAAAUUUUAUCAGUCAUAAAAAUCAAUAAAGUUUAUUCCUCGACAAAUUCAUUUCCCUUAGAAUCAACAGUGAUAAAAAAAAAUUAGUCCAAACUGUUUUCUCAAAGGAAAACCUAUUUUACAAGAGCUAUAUAUAUAUUCAAUUUUUAACUGGCUCGAUCCAUUAGCUUUUAUUAGUUCAAUGAAACUUUUCUACAUACGAUCAAGAUUUACAUACUAUCUACUUUUAUUGAAGAUUUUGUAGUUUUUUAUUAUACAAUAAUUGAAAACUUUAUCAAAGACGCCAAUUUUGUGAUUCUUAUCCUAUAUUCAACUUGAUUUCUUCUAUUCAAAUAAAUAAUUAUUCUCAACAACUUGAAAUAUGAAUUUGGGUAGACCAGAGUCUUUCAUAGAAACUACAAAACUAGUGAUUGUUGGUGCUGGUAUUGCUGGAUUAGGAGCUGCGCUUACAUUAGAAAAAUGUAAUUUUAAAGAUUAUAUUUUAAUAGAAGCUCAAUCUGAAAUAGGAGGAAGGAUCUGCUCUAUUCCUUGGAACGAUGGUUGGAUAGAGCAUGGUGCUCAAUUCCUUCAUGGCCGUGGAAGUACAUUAGGAAAAUUUGCAGAGGAAAAAGGUUUCCUUUCUGAUGAUGAGGUUGCAGAAGGUGAAGGACUUUAUCUGAGAGAAGAUGGUACUGAAAUGGAUCAUGAAUUAGUAAGAGAAGUAGAUGAUAUUGUUAAAAAUAUAAUGGAAGACUGUGAAAAAUAUGCGACAAACAAUGAAAUAGAGUAUUUAGACGUUGAAGAAAAUAUAGGAAAAGUUUUAAAAACUCGUUUUUGUAAGUAUCUUACAAUGACGAAUGACCCACUUAGUAUAAGAAAUGCUAAGGAAGAAUUAUUUGACUGGAAUGUGAGAUUUCUUGCUAUUGAUAAUGCAUGUAACUCACUAAAUGAACUUUCAGUAAAAAGUUGGGGAAAAUUUAAGGCUGUUAGCGGUCCAGAACACAACAUUUUCAAAUCACGUUAUGGUUCCAUGGUAGAGUCGAUUGCCGGAGAAUUGAUUCAAGAGAAUAUAAGAUUGAAUAGUCCAGUCAAAAAAAUUGAAUGGAAUGAACAAGUCAAUUCUCAUGAUUCAAAGACAAUCCUAGUUACAUUACAGAAUAACAAGCAAAUACUUGCUAAUUGCAUUAUAGUUACUUGCUCUCUAGGUGUCUUGAAGGAAACUCAUAACAAAUUAUUUAGUCCUAUAUUGCCAGUACGCUUAAGGGGAGCUAUUGAAAGUAUGGGUUUUGGUAUGAUAAAUAAAGUCUUCCUUGAUUUUGAUGAACCAUGGUGGGAACCUGGAACUAAAGGAUUUCAAUUUUUGUGGAGAACUGAAACCGACAAUUGUACCAAUAAUCAAGACAAAAAUAAAUUGCCUCUUUGGACGCGCGAUUUAACUGGUUUCGAUGUUUUACCAGGUCAUCGAUCUGUAUUAUUAGGUUGGAUCGGAAGAAAAGGGGCACGCAUCAUUGAAUCUCUAAGUGAACAGCAGAUUAUACGCGAUUGUUCUGAUCUAUUUAAAUACUUUUUAAAAAGAAACGAAGUACCUGAAGCUAGAAAAUGUUUAAGAAGUCGUUGGUCGAGCAAUGAAUUCAUAAGAGGAGGUUACAGUCAUAUAACAAAAAAAUGCGAUGUCAUAGGAGUUUCCCCAGCUACACUAGCUGAACCAAUAUGGGGAAUGGUUUCUUCUCAUCAAAAGGACGAGCGUCUUCCAAUUUUGAUGCUGGCAGGAGAAGCUACGCAUGAGAAUUACUACUCCACAACUCAUGGAGCUUACGACACUGGUGUGAAGCAAGCUCAAACAUUUCUACAGUAUCAUGUUACUAAGUAACAGUGCAAUAUUUGAUGGCUCACAUUGAACUGUCAAAUUUAUUUAUUUUAUUGUGAAAUAAUUAAACCAUGUUAUUUUUAUAGAUACAAUACACAGGUGUUCCUGUCAGUUGUCAAUUUAGAGUAUUAAAUACUUGUUUUCAACCGUAAACUUUUGAAAUAUACCUGCGUCUACUGAAAAAUGCGAGAAAAUCUUAUGUAUAAUAGUUAGUAUAAUAAAAUGAUUUAAAAUCUUUCAGUAACGUUA
Nasonia vitripennis (jewel wasp) is the source of this 2238-nucleotide messenger RNA. RefSeq names its product spermine oxidase. The record is from RefSeq and is a predicted model, not a curated record. Bases 505 to 1992 code for a protein of 495 amino acids. The transcript has 4 exons. Gene Ontology annotation, molecular function: polyamine oxidase activity. NCBI's taxonomy places the organism in Eukaryota, Metazoa, Arthropoda, Insecta, Hymenoptera, Pteromalidae.